Messenger RNA from Lasiodiplodia theobromae, 2667 nucleotides. RefSeq names its product GTP-binding protein sey1. Gene Ontology annotation, cellular component: endoplasmic reticulum. The record is from RefSeq and is a predicted model, not a curated record. The transcript is spliced from 4 exons. Gene Ontology annotation, molecular function: GTPase activity; GTP binding. Gene Ontology annotation, biological process: endoplasmic reticulum membrane fusion. Bases 1 to 2667 code for a protein of 888 amino acids. Lineage: Eukaryota; Fungi; Ascomycota; Dothideomycetes; Botryosphaeriales; Botryosphaeriaceae.
AUGGCGUCACCAGCUCUACAAGUCCCCAAUGGCUCUGACAACACCGCGCCACGUCCCUCGAUAAGCAGCUCGCAUUCGACUCCCUCAGUCGUCAUGAAUGGCCACUUCGCCGCCGUGGGCGAGAAGGCCACGCCCGAGCAGUACGAGCACGGCGUCCAGGUCAUCGACGAGAAUAAGGAAUUCAACUCGAGUCUCUCCAACUAUCUGGCCCUCGAAAAAGUCAUCCCCGCCGGCUUCAACUACCAUCUGAUCUCCGUCUUCGGUUCUCAGAGCACCGGCAAAUCGACCUUGCUCAACCACUUGUUCAAGACGUCCUUCGGCGUCAUGUCCGAAAACGAACGUCGCCAGACUACGAAGGGUAUCUGGAUGUCCAAGAACAAGCGCGUGGGGCAGGGUGACAAGUCUAUGGCCGACAACAUCCUAGUCAUGGACGUCGAGGGAACCGACGGCCGUGAGAGAGGCGAGGAUCAGGACUUUGAGCGGAAGAGCGCGCUGUUCGCCCUGGCAACGAGCGAGGUAUUGAUCGUCAACAUUUGGGAGCACCAAGUUGGCUUAUACCAGGGAGCCAACAUGGGUCUGCUGAAGACUGUUUUUGAAGUCAACCUGCAGCUGUUUGUCAAGGACAGCAAGACUACUCCACGCUCCCUUCUGUUCUUCGUUAUUCGCGACCACAUCGGCAACACCCCUCUGGCCAACCUAAGAAACACUCUCUUGCAAGACAUGCAGCGUAUCUGGUCGACACUGUCGAAACCUCAGGGUCUCGAGAACUCGAAGAUUGAGGACUACUUCGACUUCGCAUUCGCCACACUUCCGCACAAGAUUCUGCAGCCGGAGAAAUUCGUUGAGGAUGUGGAGAAGCUCAGCACACGCUUCCGGGAGGGCUACAAGGACCCUAAACUUGCGGGCCUGAUCGAUGAGGAAACUCACCCUGUUUUUCUGCCGGAGUACCACAGACGCAUCCCCGCCGACGGUUUCCCGACCUACGCGGAUGGCGUUUGGGAGUCAAUUGUCAACAACAAGGACCUGGACUUGCCAACCCAACAGGAGUUGCUCGCCCAGUUCAGGUGCGACGAAAUUUCACGAGAGGUGCUCGUCGAAUUUGACCAGAAGAUUACACCUUUGGAGGAGAAGCAGGCCGAGGGCGUCCGCUCCGGCAAGCCUUCUGUAAUUACCGGCCUCGGUGAAGCCAUGAACAGUGCCCGCGUCGCUGUCCUCAAGGAAUUUGAAACCAAGGCUUCACGGUACCACAAGGGCGUCUACACACUGAAGUCGAAGGAAUUGUCUGGCAAAAUUGACACUCGUCUCAAAGCAUUGUUUACCGGUCAAUUGACCGCGGCACACAAGUCCGGCGUCAAUGACUUUUCCGAAGCUGUCAGUGCAGCAGUCAAAUCGGGACAGAAGAAGGGCAACAACUAUGACUUUGCUGAAAUUGUGGCUUCCGAAAAGAACAAAGCUCUGUCCACGUUCGAGGAGCACGCAAAGGCUGUCGUGGUGGAUGGUGCGCCAUGGAGCGAGUACGACCAGGAGUUCGACUUGUACAAAAAGGACCUCGAUGAUGUGUCAGCACGCUUGCGUCAAGAAGAGAUGCGUAGGCUGGCUACUCGCGUCGAGCGGUGGGUGCGCUCCCGUUUGAACGAGUCGGUUGGUUUGGAAUUCAACAAACUGGGCUCGGGCCGUGGAGGUUCUGGUGCUCCGGCUGAAGGGGAGAAGCACACUGUAGCAACUGAAAAGGAGCUGUGGGACCGGAUAUGGGCAGUGUUCACUGAGACUGUCUCUCAAGCAGAGAAGCGUUUCACGGAACGCGCAGGCAGCUUCGAUGCAUCGCCAGAUGAGAUUGAGGUUGGCCUUUGGCGUUUACGACGGAAGAGCUGGGGCUGUCUGAGGGCGAAGCUCGAUGAGGAGAUGAUGGAGGGAAACCUCCUUCUCAAGCUGCGCGAGAAUUUCGAAGACAAGUUCCGUUACGACGAAACCGGAGUCCCUCGCAUUUGGCGUCCGACCGAUGAUAUUGAGGGCAUCUACACACGCGCCCGCGAAUCCACCCUCACUCUCAUUCCCCUCCUCAGUCGCUUCCGUCUGUCGGCAACAUCGUCACCGCCGCCUUUGGAUGCGUGGAUCGGCGCUGCUCCAGCUACCGUCACGCCGGCCGAUGAGGAGGACCUGACCCCUAUCGGCGGCGUGGACGAGGAGGAAGGAAAGAGCCUGGAAGAAGAGAUGACAGUACUGAGCGAAGCCAAGCAGGCAGAUCUCAGCGUUCGCUUCAAGAAGACAGCCGACGGCGUCUACGUCGAGGCCAAGCGCGGCGCUAUCGGCGGCAUCACGCAAGUGCCCUUGUAUUUCUAUGGACUGUUGCUUGCACUGGGUUGGAACGAGAUUUGGGCUGUCCUCCGCAACCCUCUCUACUUCAUCUUCAUGAUCCUCCUAAGUGUUGCUGCCUACGUGACGUACACGCUCAACCUUUGGGGCCCCAUGUUGCGCAUGAGCAACGCUGCGUCGCAGCAAGCGGUCGAGAUGUUCAAGGAGCGCCUGCGCGAGUUCCUUGAGAGCAACGAGACUGGCCGCCAGGCCAUGGGCAUGCCAAGCCGCACCAACACAACGGAGAGCAUCGGGCUGGACAGGCUCGAUAGCCAAGGCAAGAAGGCCGAGAACGAGGAUGAGGAUGACAUAUAG